AUGAAAACUUAGAUAAAGUGUAAAAAAGUCUUUCUAAAAUUAUUGGAGAAAAAGGUAUGUAUUUAUAUUUAAGUCAAGGUUUCAGAUUUAGAUUAAUAAAUUUCUGAAUAGAAGAAAACUACUCUUCAAUCCUUUGAAUAUUUAACUUAGAUUUUUACAAUCACAUCCCAUUUAAAUAGUAUGGUAAUAGGGAAUACGAUGGCAAUUGAUUAAAUAAUGGAAUACUCAUCAUCUGAUUAAAGACAAUUGAUUUUAGACUCAUAUAUUGUAAGUAUCCAAAUAAAUACAGAUGAGAUAUGGUAUAUUUGGAAUUAAGAGAAGAGAUUAAUUUAAAUAAGCAGUAAAAAAUAUAUUUAAAAAACUUUUUAAAGGGCAAUUAUGGUUUGCUACUUAUGAGUUGGAAUAAAAACAUAAAUAAUUGUAAUAGACAGUGACCUAUUUGUAGAUGAUCAUGAAUUUAAUAAUUAUGUGGAAAUACUAAAUGAAGAGGCAAAGUUAGAAGCUCCCAUUUCUUAGCACUAAGUAGAAUUUGCAUUGACUGUUUAGCUAAUCCAGCAUUUGGUCUAGGAAUACAUUUACUUGUAGCAUAUAUAACACAAUUAAAAUUAAAAUAAGUCGAACACCCAUUUUGAGUUAUGCCAUCUUUAAGAGUUACUUUAUGAGCAUUUUCACAUUUAAUAUCUAUU
Paramecium sonneborni is the source of this 686-nucleotide messenger RNA. NCBI's taxonomy places the organism in Eukaryota, Ciliophora, Oligohymenophorea, Peniculida, Parameciidae. The record is from the annotation of a GenBank genome assembly.